UCCAAAGCGAUUUACAAUAAAACCUGUUGUCGUUUAUGUAUGGGUGGUGACGGGAAUCGAACCCAUUACCCUGGCGUUGCAAGCGUCAUGCUCUAUCAACUGAACUACGAAGGAGCACUUCAACGUCAAUAGAAUGUUGACAAGCAAUUUUAAAGGAUUCUAAAAACCUGAGAACAAUCGACUGGAAAAUGCCUGGGUGCUUUUCAAGACUGGCGGAGAGAGUGCGUGGACGUCUGCGGCCUACUGCGUCGACAGGUUGUUCAAACUCAUUUGUGGCUUGUUUUUCUUGUCUUUUUCUGUUUUGCAGGGUUCGUGAUCGUCGACAGAUGGACUGCGACUUAGAAGCGCAAACAACUGUCCUGGAUGAGGUCCAGUUGGAUGUGCCAUUGGAAGAUGUUCCACAGCUGCCAGUCCUCCUUGAUGUCCAGAAUGCUGCUAUCAUCCUUGAGGAUGUGCCAGAUGUGCAGACUAUCCUUGAGGAGGCCACUGGCAAUUGGCAGUUGAUUCUGAUUAGGUUCAGCCCCCUGUAUUGUGGGCCUGUUGUGAUCAGGAACAAUGCCGGUCCGGUGGUUAUAGCUUGGAGAACUUUCCAGUUCAUCAGCCCCAUCAUCACCUACAUGCGUGGGGGAUCCCAGCAGGUGGUGGUGAGGAUGCACCACGUGAGUAGGGUGACAGGCCUGGAGACUCAACUGGUGUGGGCCAUCUCCAAGGAGACAGCCAGGCUUAGUCCAGAGGGCAUCCCCUACUGUGCCACCAAAGUGCAGUCCAUCACUUGGAUCCAGCGUGUGGCUGGCAGGGUGACCCACUAUGCGUCUCACCUCUGCCACGAGACGUCUGUGGACGUGACGCUUGGCUGCUACCAGCAGACUGAUGUCUCAGUGGUGUACACCACUCUCCACAUGGGGCUGGACGGGCUUCUCUCCUCUUCAGCGUGGUCGGAGGCUGCCUCCUUCUUACGCCCACCACUCAGCACUUCACUGACUCAGAGCCUGAGGGCCACAACUGCCAUGAGGUCAGACGUUACACACACAUACUAUUGA
Messenger RNA from Oncorhynchus kisutch (coho salmon), 1040 nucleotides. RefSeq lists its product as uncharacterized. The record is from RefSeq and is a predicted model, not a curated record. NCBI's taxonomy places the organism in Eukaryota, Metazoa, Chordata, Actinopteri, Salmoniformes, Salmonidae. Bases 189 to 1040 code for a protein of 283 amino acids. The transcript is spliced from 8 exons.